AUGAGCGGACUACGUAAGCGCGUCACUAUGGGACUGGUGCUACUGAUGUGCACGCUGACCGGUCACUGCGGCGAGAGCGCGCCCUCGUCGGCCCCAUCGUCUGCUACUGCAGCCUGGAGGGACGCGCGGAAGGACUUGAGGCGCAUGCUCGAGAUCGUGAGCCAGGUGGAGCAUAGCCGGGGUCGCCACAGCACGAACACGGCAACAACAUUAACAUCACGGAUGAGGAGCUCUACGGUGGAACCAAAGGAUGUACGCAACUUGAAAACAGACAGAGGCGACCAGGUCGUCGUUGUGUUCCCCAGAGAUCUCAGAAAGAAGGAGAAAUUCCUAAAACAUAUAACUGGUCCGCUUUACUUCAGUCCCAAGUGCAGGAAGCAUGUGUACAGACUUUACCACCACACCAGAGACUGCACAAUACCUGCAUACUUCAAAAGAUGUGCUCGGCUUCUAACAAGACUAGCUGGCAGCCCGCAGUGCACAGAGGGGUAGCACACGCAAGGUUGAACGCAAACAAGUCCUCCACAAAAAAGAAAACUUGGGGAAAAAGUC
Molecule: messenger RNA, 552 nt
Organism: Cyclopterus lumpus (lumpfish)
Lineage: Eukaryota; Metazoa; Chordata; Actinopteri; Perciformes; Cyclopteridae
Product: ALK and LTK ligand 2-like
Exons: 5
Coding region: 1-492 (163 amino acids)
Biological process (GO): positive regulation of ERK5 cascade; positive regulation of ERK1 and ERK2 cascade
Molecular function (GO): receptor tyrosine kinase binding; receptor signaling protein tyrosine kinase activator activity
Source: RefSeq, a predicted model, not a curated record